This is a messenger RNA of Anoplophora glabripennis (Asian longhorned beetle), 3239 nucleotides long. RefSeq lists its product as uncharacterized. Gene Ontology annotation, molecular function: zinc ion binding. Gene Ontology annotation, cellular component: nucleus. The coding region runs from base 50 to 3184 and encodes 1044 amino acids. The transcript is spliced from 7 exons. The record is from RefSeq and is a predicted model, not a curated record. Lineage: Eukaryota; Metazoa; Arthropoda; Insecta; Coleoptera; Cerambycidae.
UCUACACGCCAUUAAAUAAAACUAUUAGGACAAAAAUUCAUAAUUACAGAUGAGUUCGAAGUGUUUCGUACCGAACUGCAAAAACACUGUAGGCGUACUUUUUCCCGAGGAACCAAACCUCAAGAAGAAAUGGCUGGAAGUUUUGAGAAUUAAAGAUGUGAACCCUAACCUUACCAGCUUUGUGUGUUCGAGACACUUUGAGGACGCCGAUUUAAUCGACAGCGAAGGCUUAGUUACAGUCAAAGAAGGAGCUUUACCUACGAAGGUUGCUGUAAGUACUACUAACAAUGACAAAGAUGUUGAAUCUAAGAGCCAAGAGCUUUGCGAAGAUACUGCUGAGAGCCAUGAACAAACAGGUGAAGUACAAGUGAAAAUUGAGGCUUGUACAGCAGUUGAGGAUGAAAUUGAUGAGGAAAUAAAUAAAAUGCCUUGUGAAAACACAAGUAAUGGUGACGACACGGUAAAUUGUCCUGAAGAAAACUCUACAGAUGGUGAUAACUGUUUGACUUCUAAAGAAGUCACUAAUGAAUCUGUUGUAGAAAAUGAGGAAUCAGAAUCACCAAAAACACUUGUAGAACCACCAAGGACAAAGCAAGAAAAGAAAACAUGUAGAUUAUGUGCGGAAGAAAAAUCGGACGUGAAAAACAUAUUUGAGGAAAAGAUAGAAAAUGUACCUGCAUGUGUUGCCAUCAUGGAAUGCAUAUAUCCCAUUGAGAUUUUAAAAAGUGAUAAACUGUCAAAGGAUAUCUGUACCAGUUGCUUAGAAUGUAUAAAUUCCUACUUCAAGUUCAGAUCCGUUUGUUUAGACAACGACAAGAAGCAGAGGGAUAUACACGGUGAGGACAAACUUAUCCUAGACGAUAAAAGCUCCUUUAAACGAUCGUCUGACCAAAAACGAAAAGCAGAGCUGAGUGCCGGCGCGUCUUCCAGCAAAAAACUGCGUGUACAUGAAAUUUUAAGCGAUUCGGAGGACGAUUACGAUGAUCGAGACGACCUGGAAUCUCUAAGUGAUUUCCUUGUGAAGAAAAACGAUCCUUUAGAAAGCAAACCGAAUUUUCUGUCUCCACCUCCGCUAGUUCCUCUGCCAGCUCUGUCUUCCCGACAGGCCGCGAUUAAAGCAAAGUUCGACAAAGUGGAAGAAGAAUUGAGGAGAGUGUUAGAAGGCCAGCUUACAGAGGAGCAAGCCAAGGCGGAAAACAUCAUAAUCCACGUCGAGAACGACGACGAACAGUCUCCGGAAAAAAUAGCGACACUUUCGAAAUUGAAACUUCCCAUCGUUAUCAAACCCGUGGAAACGAACAGGGUUAAAAAAGUGGCUCAAGGCGUCGUUUCAAUAUGGAAAAAUACGGAACGUCCGAGUUCGCUUACUACUGUGAAAACCGGACUAAAAGAAGAAGUAAAUUUACCAAAAUGUAUUAAUAUUACAAUUAAGAACAACUACAAAUCUGAGAUUGGAGUCUUUGAGGGGACGUCGAUAAAUUAUGUGUAUGACGUGGAGUUCUGUCAGAUUGAUGGGUAUUUGUUUGAAUAUAGGCUUUGCAAGGGCACUCUAAGGUUUUUGCGAUGCGUUCUCCCAGCAUGCCACGCCCUAGGUGUCCAAAAUCGCAUUAAACCCACCGUGUACAGCUCCGAAAUCACCGUACAGAGACCGCACAACCACAGGAGACCCGACGAGGCGGAAAAGAAGAAGCAGAUGUUCUAUUACGUCAUGAAACGGAAGAUGCAGAGUGACAAGACCCUCAAUUUCAGAAGCGUCUAUGACGAAGUUUGUAAACACGAUCCAGAGAUCAAAGAACUGGUACCGCUAAGAAACGUCAUAAACGAGAUCUGCCGUCACCAGCUCACUUACAAAAUACCGCCCAUCAAUUCGUUCGAUCAGUUCUACAACCACGUCGAGGACGACGCCUUCCAGAAGUUGCAUUUCACCCACAACGGCGUGCAGUUCUACCAGGAAAGAUUCACGGCGGAAGACGACUGCAAGGCGGUGGUUUUCGCUAAUGCCGAUAUCGUAGAGCAGGUGUCUUACGGUAAUUUGAUGUAUAUCGACGCCUCGUUCAAGAUAGACACCACCGAGGAGUUCAAGUACCAGCUCGUGACCGUCUUGGUGUGGAUCGAGGACAGCUAUUACCCAAUACUCUACGCCCUGGUCAACAGAAAGACCCAGGAAAUCUACAAAAAAAUCUUCGAGUACCUCCACGACAGCCUCGCCCCAAAAUUGCGACCACACGAAAUCGUCACGGACUACGAGGCCAACCUUUACUACGCGUUGGGGGAGACUUAUCUCGAUUCCGCCAUAGGGGGAUCGGUUUUCUACUACACCCAGAACUUGUACAAGAAAAUCUGCGCCUUGAACCUAUCCAGGGACUUGGAAACCAACUCCUACUUCCGGAACAUCUACCACAUGCUCCUGAUGUUGCCGUUGCUGCCCGUCAACACGAUUUUGGACGGGCUCAACAACAUGGAGAUACAAGCUAGGGAUCUGGGCUUGACCGACUUGACGCGACCGAUUUUCGACCACGUCCGGACCGAGUGGAUCAUGAAAGUGACCCCGGAUCUGUUCUGCGUCCACCGACUGGAAAGUCGGAUAAACGAGAACGUUAUAGCCCCGUUUAAGAAACUCAGGGACUUUAUAAUGUUGUCGAAGGGCAAGAUGCAGCGGCAGCACACUACGAUCGUCACGGUUGUGGAGAAGUUGAUAGAAUUGGAACAUUUUCUGCAAGUGACGUACUCGGCGCCGAACAAAAAGUCGUUUGCGAGGGACCUGAGCAGCUCGCAGAAGAAAAACGUCCUGAAGGCUUGGCAGUACAUCGAGAGCCACCCGAAAAUCAAUAUAAACAACUUUUUUUCCAAAGUUCUCGGGUAUAUCAAGUGCAUGGAGAACCAGUUGUGGAUAUGGGGCUUUUACAGGUACGACGGGGACGUUUCGGACGAUUUGAUCAAUGCUACGAACUUUUCUAUCGUUUCUAACGAUGCUGAGGUGGUAGAGCAGGGCGAAGACGCGGAACAACUGGAUUCUGAGUACGCGGAGACGGAGGGGGAAGCCGUUGGGGAAGGAGAGAACGGACAGCUGGUAAUGGAAGCGGUAAUCGAUGAAAACGGAGGGUUUGUGUUGCAAAACGGCGACAGUGGGGAGCAGAGCACUCCGUUCGAGAAUGCUUUUCUGAAAUACGUGUAUAAAGAAUAAUUUUUUUCUGACACUUUCGUGGUCUGCAAUUUGUAAGAAAUAUAGCGUUUACUUU